CUACAAAUCCCCCAUCCCACUUGUCACUUCUCACCUCCACCAUCUCCAAACCCACAAAGCUCAAACAGCCACCGUGACUGAAAGCCACGACCUUUUACCCCAACUCAAACCGCAAUGGCUUUUACCACAGUGGCUGAGAGACCCGAAGCUCCGGUCACUCGCGCCGCUGCGAAGCGUAGAGCCGAGGCCGUUUUCGUCGAGGAGAAGCAGCAGCUGGCCAACAAGAAGAGGGAUGUUCUUGGUGACGUCACCGGAAGUACGGCGAACGUUGUUUCCUUGGCCAAUAGCAAUAAGAGGGUCUUCGCGCCGCCGCAGAAACCCAAAUUGGAAAGGCUGAAGAAGGCGGCCCGUGAGGAUGAAGACCCUCAGCUUUGUGGUCCCUACGCUGCCGAUAUCUACUCCUAUCUCCGCCGUAUGGAGGUGGAACCAAAGAGAAGGCCAUUGCCUGAUUACAUGGAGAAGAUCCAGAAGGAUUCGAUCAAUGCGAAUAUGAGAGGUGUUCUUGUGGAUUGGUUUGUGGAGGUUCAAGAUGAAUAUGAACUCCUUCCGGAGACUCUUCAUCUUGCUGUGUCUUAUGUUGAUAAGUAUCUGUCAAUGAAUGUGGUGCGAAAGAGUGAGCUGCAGUUAGUUGGGGUGGCCGCGAUCUUCAUUGCCUCGAAGUAUGAAGAGAUUGAUCCGCCGAAUGCAGAAGAGCUUUCUGACAUUACCGAAAACACAUACAGUAAAAAGCAGCUGAUCAAGAUGGAGGCUGAUAUACUCCUAUCUCUGAAAUUUGAAAUGGGAAAUCCCAAUGUUCGUACAUUCUUGAGAAAAUUCAUUGACCUUGCUCAAGAGAGUUACUACAAAACUCCUAAUAUGCAGUUUGAGUAUUUGAUUUACUACCUCACAGAUCUAUGUUUGGUAGAUUACAAACUUGUGAAGUUCUUGCCUUCUACAAUUGCUGCAUCAGCUGUUUUUCUUGCGAGAGUUAUUACUAAUAAAAAAAUGAAUCCUUGGUGUCCAGCACUGCAAGAAUACACUGGUUAUAAGGCAGCUGAUUUGAGAGAAUGUGUUCAUAUCAUCCAUGACUUGUACUUGGGUAGACGUGGUGGAUCAUUGGUAGCUGUAAGAGAUAAAUACAAGCAGCCCAAGUUCAAAUAUGUGGCAAAAAUGGAUUGCCCUUCACAGUUACCACAAUCCUUGUUUGGAGAUUUAAAAGCAUGAAAGAAUUCAAGUGCAAAGAUUUUUGGGGCAAGGGCUUGUCCAAUACUGUAGGAACAUCUGGCGGUGUUGUUAUAUUGAGUCUGCUCCCAUACCAGCUUGAAGGGUUGCACUAUUCCAUAGCAUUUCGUGCCAGGGUAGGGUUCAGCAGUGAAACAAAUGAGGCCCAUUACUCACCAUUUCCCACUGAUAAAGCCUCUAUCUUGUGCUGAGAAUAAUGCUCUUAAGUUAUAGUUGUUAGGUUUACUUUUAUUUUAUAAACUGUAUCAUAGAUUUCUUAGGUAUAGGAAAAGUGGGUAGGUUCAUGUAGUGAGUUCACAUGUAGAGAGCUAGAUGCAAAUUUGUAAGCCAUCUCUGUAAUCCUGCAUGUUCAGCUUCUCUUGAGAGUCUAAUAUAAAGGGAAAUACUGAAUUCUUGCUUACAUAUCUCAGUU
Messenger RNA from Argentina anserina (silverweed cinquefoil), 1633 nucleotides. RefSeq names its product putative cyclin-A3-1. The coding region runs from base 115 to 1203 and encodes 362 amino acids. Gene Ontology annotation, molecular function: cyclin-dependent protein serine/threonine kinase regulator activity. Gene Ontology annotation, biological process: regulation of cyclin-dependent protein serine/threonine kinase activity; mitotic cell cycle phase transition. Gene Ontology annotation, cellular component: cyclin-dependent protein kinase holoenzyme complex; nucleus; cytoplasm. The transcript is spliced from 9 exons. NCBI's taxonomy places the organism in Eukaryota, Viridiplantae, Streptophyta, Magnoliopsida, Rosales, Rosaceae. The record is from RefSeq and is a predicted model, not a curated record.